GACUUCUUCGUGGCCAGCGCGCGCCCCGGGGCAGCCCCGCCCCCUCCCUUUGCAUUUCCCAGCGCGGACAAACGCGGCGGCGGCGAGGCUCGCCUCGCGAUUGGCCGGCGGUGCCCCCACCACCAGCGCCCACCCCCACGAACGGCGCUCACGUGGGGCCGCUUUGGGCCAAUGGUGGCGGCGCGCGAGGUGCCCAUUAGCGUUGGGGAAAUUGAAGCCCGCCGGCUCCCUCUACGGAGGAGGCCAUGGACAGAGUUCCCCUGCCGAUCACAGACUUCCCCCUCCACCACAGUCGCAUGGUUCUGCAGAAGCUGAACGAGCAGCGAAUAUCUGGGCUCUUCUGCGACGUGACUGUGACGGUGUCGGCGCGCACCUUCCUGGCGCACAGCAAUGUCCUUUCGGCCUGCAGCGAGUACUUCAGCUCGGUGCUGACGGGACGUAGUCCUCGGCAGUCUGUGGCGCUGAAGUCUAUCGCGCCUGACUGCUUCAGCCAGCUGCUGGAGUUCUUCUACACGGCCAAGCUGCCGGCGGAUCACAUUGCGGAGUUCUCGGCGGCCGCCAAGCAGCUCAAAGUGGUCGGGAUUCUUGAUCUGGGCUCGGACUCCUCGGGCUAUGACUGGGACAGCGAGGUCUCCGCCAAUGGCACUUCGGAGCCCGGCGCCAACGGCGUCAAGGGCGACGGCUGGAACACCUGGAGCCAUGUGGCCGUGGGCGCAGAAGCGGGCAGCCAUAUGCCUUUGAGCCCAGCCGGUCGUGCCGCGCACUUGAAUCCGAGCUCUGUGGUGUCGGACGAUGACUAUGAGCCAAUGGACGUGAGCAGUGGUUCCCCGGUCUCUGGCGAGCGAGGGCUUUUAGACGGCGUGCCUUGCGGCAGCAUUGAAUCUCUGUGCCUUACUAGAGAGAACGGCAAAGAGAAAGUGGGUCUUAUAGGAUGUCCUGCCAGGGGUAGGAGCGGAAGUCCCGUGGCACUUGGUUGUGGAGUUGAGCAGACGGGAGUAGAUGUAAAUCUACCGGAAAGCCCCGGUUCCCUGGCCUUGGCCACGACGCUUGUGCCCCUCACAGUAACGAAAGCCUGCAGGUCUUUGCGGAGCACGUCCGUCGUUUCCUCGCCUCCAUUGGUCAAGCGAAGAGGGAGACCCAGGAAACAGCUCCAGAGAACAGAGUGCCCCGUCAUACCAAGAGCACGGAAAGCACCGGAGCGUUUCAAAUCGUUGCCGCAGGUUGCCGUCCCACAUUCCCCGGCCCGUCAGGAAGAUUGCACGGGCAUUGUAACGGGUGGGGUCCCCGCGGAUGAGUCUCCGGACCCCCUUUGUGAAGCCUCGCAAGUAGCCUGUACUCCGAGGAAGCGCGGGAGGCCUAAGGGCUCGAAGAACAAGCUGCAUGCCAAGAUUGAGGCAGAGGACUGCUCACCGGGCCUUAUGGACUCCCAGAAUGAAGAGAAGCCCUCCCUGUUGUACACGAGUGGAGAAUUUGGCGGCAAGUGGAAGAGGGAGAGGUGUGAGGGUUGCAAGAAACUCUCCCCGCACUGCCAUCAAGUACAGCCUGGUGCUGCCCCUUUCAGCUGCGAUAUGUGUGAUAAAGAAUUCAUUUACAGUUGCAUGCUGCGGCAGCAUUGCAAGGUGCACAGGCAGCGCAAGCUGUACCAGUGUGAGCAGUGCGGCAAGUGGCUGCUGUCCCUGGAGAAGCUACGGGACCACGUGGCGUAUCAUGGGGAGGCCAGGCCGCACCACUGCUCCCUCUGCGAGAAGGCCUACAAGGUCAAGAAUGACCUGACGCAGCACGUGCGCAUGAAGCACAUGGAGGCAGCGCGGGGCAAGCCACCCCUCGUCCAGCUGUGCGAGUUCUGCGGCCAGGCGGUCAAGCACUACAAGAGCCACAAGAUCUUCUGCAGCGGUGUGAAGAAGUUUCAAUGCAAGUUUUGCCUGCAGGCGUACUCACGCUUGUCAGAGCUAAAGAGACACACGUGGACCCACACGGGGGAACUGCCCUACCAGUGUCAGAUAUGUGGCAAGCGCUGCCGACACCCCAGCAACCUGAAGAAGCACAUUCGCACAGUGCACAAGGAGGAAGUGAGAGUUCAGAUCGAUCGGGAGCACGCCGCACCCAAGCUCCUCAAGGACUUCACUCCACCAGACGUCGAGGUGCACGGCGUCGUGGCCAGCCCCACCGACGCUUGGUCCGAGGUCGUGGAUUUCGGCUCUGAGAAACUGGCUAGCGCCUAUGGCCAGCACGUGUUCAUGGGUGCGCAGCAGCUCCUUCCCGACAUGCCGGGAGAGCCCCUGAUGCAGAACAUGUAUUAUCAGCCGGACUCUGGCACGCAGCACUCCAUCAGCCCCGUCGAGGGUUCGGGCGGGAUUUCCGUCAUCCCCCUCACCGUCGUCAAUUCCUGCGAGCCCAAGGUCAAUCAUGCCGGAACGAUCCCGAUGCCCCCUCCCGAGCGGCAGGGCCUGUCCUCGUCGCCCGCGUCGCUGGAGAGCUCGGCUGACCUGACGCCGCUAUCUGCCCUCGCUGUACUACCCGUGGGCAGCUUCCCACCCUCCGCCUCGGCGGCCGUCCUCUCUCCCCAGUUCCCCGUGGGCGUCUCUGAUUUCCCCGUGAUCAUUUCGGGCAAGGCGGCAACGCCGCAAGUCCCAAGCCAGCUGCCCUCCUUCAACUCGCUUUUGACGGCCGCCCCCCUGGACAUGAUGAGCAGCCACCUGCUCGUGGCGCACCAGUCUGAUGUCCACAACGAGCAGCUCUAAAGAGCACGAUUGUGGUCGGCGACUGUAUUUAUUCAAGGCAGCUAAAUUUUAACUAAUAACUGCAAGUUUACAAGCAGCUGCAGUUGUUUUCUGGCCGUCGGCACUGGAGAUUGUAGCACAAGAGGAUGGAAUAAAUCAAUUGUGGUGAGCACGGUAGUCAAGUUGGCCGUGGGUCUCGCUCGCUGUGGUGCAUUUGCACCGCCUCUACACUCGGUAGCGAUGCCAUUGAUUGCGGUCUAUCGUUUGUGAUUGUGGAAAGCAGUCUGGAGCAAUGUUUAGCAUCUGGUGGGAAAGUCAGUAUUCCAUACGCAAAUGAGCAUUUGACAUUGCUCAUCAUUGUUGGUGGCAUUGAAACUGGUGGAAGUGACACAUUCCUGAGUCGGGGAUCAGUAUCUCCAGAGGACAACCAUUUUUAUUCUCGUCAAAAAUGGUUAUUUCAUGGAUGUUUUGCUGAGUUUACCAACUGAGCUAUGUCUAGAGGCACAUACAUAGUAAUGGCUUAACAUUAUGGUGGCAUGCACUGUGAAUCCCUUAUCUCUGGCAAGUGGACCAGGGAUAUAAUGUAGGAACAUACACAUUCUUAUUUUUACGGUGCUGUACAAUGCAGGUAAGCUGCUGGUAGACUUUGGAUUGAAAGGAUUUGCUGCUUUCCUAUUUACUUACAUUUUUAGACGUGAUCUCACUUGGUAUUAAGACUGAUGAGAUGGGGGAGGUGGCGAUUAUCCUUUUGACACUGCACUAAACGAGUUUAACUCAGCGGCGCUGUGUCCUGUUGAAGAGCCAACCGGUUGUUUUGCAGGCAACACACUAAAGACUUAAAAGUCACUGUUCAUGAAUAAAAGGCUGUUAGUUUAUGCUUUUUAUUUUGAAAACAAACUUAAUUUAACUUAUUAAAUGUGUGCUUAUGGGUCUCUAUUCAAUUGAUACAUACUGGGUCACAAUGGCAGUUGAGGUACAGUAAAACGUCAGCCAGCCCAGACUAUCUGUAUGUGAAUCACCGGUCCGGCAAAGCUUCACACAUAAUGAAAUAAAUAUGAAACUUGAUCAAUACUGUAAACUUUAGAUAUGAACAUACAAGUACAAAUCUUGACUUAAGGCUUUCGUGACUGCAGGAAUUCAUAUUCUUUGGGCCUUUCGGUAAAGUCACGUUAAAAGGUUCAAAGAAACCUAUCUAUAUGACUUUACCGAAAGACCCAAAGAAUACACACAAGUACAUUUAAAACAAAUGUUUUAAUUACAUUUUCCUAAACAAUGGAAUAUGCGUAUAAUACGAAUUAAAUCGGCCAUGCUGUACUCUAUGAACCUGUGCCGCAUUGCUCUCCCAGAGGUGUAUUGAUGUCUUCCGAGGAGUAAAAAUGGGGGAAACUAAACUCAAAAGACGGAGUAAAGAGAGAGAACAUCGGAGAAGCAGAAAGCAAGAGGAUGACAGGGCGACAGCCCUAGGAGUCCAUGAUCACAGACCAGAUUCCACCCGGGGUGGCAUUACUUAACUGAUUCCACUUUCUUUAUGUGGCCAACUACAAUGCAUUAUGUGAUAACCACUUUAAAUUGGCGAGUUAUCAAAUAAUUCACUUUUAUUUCCCCAUAUAAAUAGGAACUGAAAUAUUGCUACCUUAGAUGGCUUCAAUUUCUGCUCUGAACCAUGUAUUGAAUAGGAAGCUACAUUCGCCACCUACUGUGCAUGUCAGUGCACUGCAAGCCGUGUGCUCUAGUUUGUGCCAGACGCUGUGGGAUAUUGUAUUGGUCUGGAAUAUGUGAAACCAGCAAGGCAGUACUGUCAUUUUGUAUAACGCCGGGCCAAGUGGCUGAUAAAGAACUAAUGCUGACUUUUGGCUCCUUAGAAAUAACAAUUGGCUAUGAAGAUGAAAAAUCUAAAAAUUUAUGUUGAUUCAGUUGGAAUUAAGGAAAAUCAUUCGUGAACAUAUAUGUGAAUUCUACAAAAGAGCAGUUCCAGCCAGCAUGUCUUGUAACCGUUAGAUAGCAGUGACAUGUUAUUUUUUUUAUUCCUUUUCAGGUGCAGCCAAAAGAGUUUAUGGAAAACCGGACCUUUUUGCAAUGCAAAAUAUAAUUUAUCUGCAUCGACAUUGUGAUGAUUAAUCGCAUGAUUACUCAUCUGAGCUGGGCAUUAUAGGUGAAGUAAAAUAAGACAUUGAUGCGAUGCAGAAGAAGUAGAAAAUGCAGCAUGUUGAACAUUGUAUUGGCCAGUAGGGAUGCUAAUCAAGUGCCGAUUGCAUUGCCAGUAUCCUUUCCAGGUUGAGGCCAGGAUAUACGGAAAGAUUAAGUGUACUUCAUGUAAGCGGGGCUACAUGGAGUUGAAAAGGGGGGUGUAAUGACCUACCUUUUGUUCCCAGUGGAUACACCGUGCUCACUUUACAACCUACAUGUAAGUCCCCCACAACCAUAGGGCAAGGGGAGUGAAAACACCUUUUGAACUUUUUUUGCACCAGGCCUUACGGAAAUACGAACGUAAGUCCGUGAGGCUAAAUUAAGGGUAUGGGUUAUAUAGGUUCGACCUCAGGGAGUUGGAAAAGGAUGGACUCGGAGAAGUUUUUGUUUGGAUAGUACUGUUGUAGCAGCAAUGGAAAUGUAACAGUGCAAUGCCUAUGGUACACGAUGCACGUCUCACACAGACACGUACACCCCAUUUCAGAUUCGGGCUGGUCCACCAGAGCUACGAGUGACUUCCCUAUAGUCUCAAGUGACAAGAAGCACAAUAUUGUAUUGUAACUACCUAAACUGCCAUUACCUGGGAAUUUAUCUGGAAUAUUCACAAACGUUACCAGUUUGCAGCCAAAUUCUGCUGUAUAUUAGACAGGGUGUUAGAGUACAGAUCACAUUUACACUGUUCAAGCUUGGUAUUCCCUCUAUACAUAUGCUUGUUACACUGUGAGCGAUAGCUUACUAAUUGCCAUCAGUAUGAAUUAAUGUGUUGGCAUUAAGACUCCAGGUUAUGUUAACUUGGCUUCGUGUUAACCAUACGUUUCAUCACUUUGUUUUUGCUUUCACAAUGUGAAGGUUAUUUUUACUGUCUUUUUACCUGCACAAAUUCAGCAUCACCUCCUUUUGCACUAGGGUGCUGCUGAAGUGAGUUCUUUUGCAGUAUUGAAAAUAAACUGACGCCUUUGUA
Molecule: messenger RNA, 5868 nt
Organism: Petromyzon marinus (sea lamprey)
Lineage: Eukaryota; Metazoa; Chordata; Hyperoartia; Petromyzontiformes; Petromyzontidae
Biological process (GO): regulation of transcription by RNA polymerase II
Molecular function (GO): protein binding; DNA-binding transcription factor activity, RNA polymerase II-specific; RNA polymerase II cis-regulatory region sequence-specific DNA binding
Source: RefSeq, a predicted model, not a curated record